Necator americanus (New World hookworm) is the source of this 1029-nucleotide messenger RNA. RefSeq lists its product as uncharacterized. Gene Ontology annotation, cellular component: endoplasmic reticulum; membrane. Gene Ontology annotation, biological process: phosphatidic acid biosynthetic process. The record is from RefSeq and is a predicted model, not a curated record. The transcript has 8 exons. The coding region runs from base 1 to 1029 and encodes 342 amino acids. Gene Ontology annotation, molecular function: 1-acylglycerol-3-phosphate O-acyltransferase activity. NCBI's taxonomy places the organism in Eukaryota, Metazoa, Nematoda, Chromadorea, Rhabditida, Ancylostomatidae.
AUGAACUGCUCUUUUCCAAGCUUGGCCAAAUUUCGAAUCCUGUUUUAUCCACUAUCGAAUCGUUCUGGCGUUAUUUUUGCUCGGUCGGACAACCGCGAUCCGAGUUCGACUGCAGCAAAGCUGUGGACGGAAGAAAGGGAUGUUGAGCGAAGGAUGUAUAUUUCGCGCAAAUUUUGUACGAGUUUAUGGAUGAAUGCUGAGGAUGGUGAACGUUCCUGUUGUUGGUGCUAUUUGUUGUCUACGAUUGGAAUAUGUGGGCUUCUGUUCCUAUUCGUGCUGUUCUCAUCACGGGUUCGAUUCUACUUGAAAGUAUUUUUGUAUUUCUGGUUUCUCAUCUUUGCUGGGACUAUUGGAGGACUCGUAAGCAUACCAUAUGGAAGAACUACAAACAAUCAUUUUCGGAUGUUUGCAAUUUUUCAAUGGUUUUGCUCCUUUCUACGAAUUCGUUUUACUGUAAGGAACAAGCAGAAUAUAGAUAGCGACAAGCCGUUCAUCAUCAUUGCAAACCAUCAAAGCGCUCUGGAUGUGCUUGGAAUGUCUUAUUGUUGGCCCAAAAACUGCGCUGUGAUGCUAAAAAGCAGUCUCAAGUUCCUACCAGGAUUCAACCUCUGCGCGUAUAUGUGUAAUGCGGUCUUUAUCAAUCGAUUCAGUAAAGAAAAAGCACACAAAACUGUUGACACGACUUUAGCAGCUAUUAGCGAAUAUCAGCGAAAAAUUUGGAUCUAUCCUGAAGGAACUCGAAAUCCCGGGAAAACCAUGCUACCCUUCAAAAAGGGUGCAUUCAUUCUUGCGGUGGAAGCUAAGAUCCCAGUAGUGUGCUGCGUCUUCUCUUCGCACAAGUUCUUCUAUGAUGCUGCCGAGAGGAGACUGGACAGUGGCGAAUGUAUUGCGGAAAUUCUACCGCCCAUCGAUCCGUCAGGAUUUCACAGUGUUGAUGAUCUUAGCGAUCAUUGUCGCAACCUCAUGAUGGCCAAGCAUGAGCAGCUAAACAAAGAAUUACGCGAAAAAUUGGCUAAGAAAGAAAACUGA